Penicillium nucicola is the source of this 1095-nucleotide messenger RNA. RefSeq names its product isopenicillin N synthase family dioxygenase. Bases 1 to 1095 code for a protein of 364 amino acids. The record is from RefSeq and is a predicted model, not a curated record. Lineage: Eukaryota; Fungi; Ascomycota; Eurotiomycetes; Eurotiales; Aspergillaceae. The transcript is spliced from 3 exons.
AUGUCAACCCUGAUUGAAUACACCCAGAUCGAGCUGCUCACGCUCAGUGGCCCUGAGUAUCGCCGAGUAUCGACGGCGCCCCCACGCCCGCCGACCGAGGACGAAAUCCCCAUCAUAGAUCUGUCCUUGAUUAAUGGGGAUCUCUCAGAUCGAAAGGCCAUCGCAUCCAAGAUCAGAUCAGCGGCGGAACAGACGGGCUUCUUUUAUAUCCAAAACCAUGGCAUUGCCGAAGAACUCAUCCAGAACGCUCUGUCUCAAGCGCAAGCCUUCUUCAACCAGCCCGACGAGAAAAAAGAAGUAGUAUCCGGCAAAAAGUCCAAACUUUCCGAUGGAUGGCAUGGACUGGGAACAACUCAAAUAAACAAAACCGAAACACGAGACCGCAAAGAGACAUUCUCCGUACGCUACAACCCCAAGAACGACCCAACAAUAACCGACCCAGAAUCACUCCUCAAAGACGACCGAUUCUCCUAUGGCGACGAUGAAUUAAAAUGGGAGGGAACAGCCCACCUCCCCGGCUUCCGCGAAGCAACAAUUGAAUUCUACCAACACCGCCUCGCCCUAGCCAGAAAGAUGAUCCGCAUCUUCGCCCUAGCCCUGGACAUGCCAGAGAACUACUUCGACGAAGUCACCACCCAUCCAGGCGCAGACGGGCUGUACGUGCAUUACCCAGGCACAGAAGACACCCUCGAAGACGAUAACGCAGAUGUAGACGUCGGCAUAGGCUCGCACACCGAUAUCCAGUGCGUGACUCUUCUCUGGCAGGACAUGUCCGGCGGAUUGCAAGUGCUUUCUGCUAAUGAUGAGUGGCUCGAUGCGCGACCGAUCGCCGGCACGCUUGUAGUCAACAUUGGCGAUUUCUUGCAGCGGCUGUCAAAUAAUCGGUUCAAGAGCACUGUGCAUCGUGUCUAUAAUCGCCAGUCGACGUCUAGGUAUUCGAUGCCUUUCUUUUUGGGCUUUAAUCCGGAUUCAGUUUGUCGCGUGGUGCCGUCUUGCGUGGAUGAGGACCAUCCCGCUCUUUAUGAGCCUAUUUCUUGUGGGAAGUGGCAUCGCAAUCGGCUCGAACUUUCUUCGGGUAGGCCGAUCAGUGCGUAG